Trichobilharzia szidati is the source of this 2061-nucleotide messenger RNA. The record is from the annotation of a GenBank genome assembly. NCBI's taxonomy places the organism in Eukaryota, Metazoa, Platyhelminthes, Trematoda, Strigeidida, Schistosomatidae.
CAUUAUUUCACACCCUUAAAUUGUGUUGCGCAAAAAAAGCGCACAUUGCAGGAACGCGCGAUUGUCAAUGGUCCGAGGAACGUUGAUUUUCUAGAUUAUGGCUGAUCUUCCGCCUACCCAAGACAUUGACGAGACUCAUGACUGCGCAUCGCAAUCAACUGAUUCUUCAAAAGCAUGGGGGCGAUUGCUUCCUUUGGAUAAGAGAUUUCCUUCUCUUGAAUUAAGUAAUGACUUUUAUACAUUUGGUCGUGGUGACGAUUGUUCUUUUAAAUUCGUCCCUGAUAUGUUUGACGGAGCUGCUCAGUUUACCACCAUUAGUAAACUGCAUUUUAAGAUAGUAUUGGAUACUCUGGGCGACAGUCCAUUAGUUUUCAUACAUGAUCUUAGCAGCAAUGGAACUUUUGUUAAUGGCUGCAAAAUAGGACGUAAUAAAAAGCGACCACUGAAUAACAAUGAUGAAAUUUCAGUGUCACUGAAAAAUUUGAAAUGUUAUAUAUUUUCUGAUUUCAGUUGUGCUUGUAUUUCAUACCCUUCGGAAGUGACGGACAAAUAUACUGUCUCCAAACAUCUUGGACGAGGUGCUUUUGGGGAAGUUAGGCUAGCAUUUGAUAAAGAGUACUGUGAAAAAUACGCAAUAAAAAUAGUUCAGAAGAAGAACUUUUCCAUCCUGUCAAAAUUUGGCAAGCCUUUUACCGGUUCUGUCGCCGCUGAAGUGGAUAUAUUGAUGCGUCUAGACCAUCCCUUCAUCAUUCAAAUUUACGAUGUGAUGGAUACACCAGAAGCUCUGUAUAUGGUUCUUGAACUUGUCGAGGGCGGUGAACUUUUUGAUCGCAUUGUUUCACUUGGCCAACUAAAUGAAUUGGACUCAAAGUUUUUCUUUCUCCAAAUGGCUAUGGCUGUUGAGUAUCUGCACAAUCAUGGAAUUACACAUCGCGAUUUAAAGCCUGAAAACAUCCUCCUCACAAGUAAGGCUGAUCGAUGUCUUAUAAAAGUGACUGACUUCGGUGUAUCUAAGCUUGUUGAUGAAGGAACGAUGCUGCGAACAUUCUGUGGUACUCCAGACUAUUUAGCUCCUGAGGUUCUUAAAACUGCUGGUUGUGGGACCUACACAUGUGUUAUUGACGUGUGGUCCCUUGGAGUGAUUUUAUAUAUCUGUCUUGCAGGAUAUCCUCCUUUCACUAAACAACGUGAAGACUAUGAUUUGGAAACUCAGAUUGUUAAAGGCCUAUAUGAUUUUCCACAAAAUUUUUGGCAUGGUAUAAGUCAAGAGGCUAUCAAUCUUAUUAAGCGUAUGCUUGUUGUUGAUCCGUUGGAGAGAAGUUCAAUUCACGAUGUUUUGAAAGAUCCUUGGUUGAAUAAUUCUGAAAUUCAGAAAGAAGUUCAAGAAUUAAUUAAUUGUGCAAACCGUAUAUCUUCCCGUCAUCAUCAACAACAUCCUCAAGCUCAGGUUGUAAAGCCAAUAUGUCCGUCUUUACCGGAUACUGUCCCAUCAGCUUGUCAUUCUCCUGAGGCUACUAAUUCAUGUGACACUUCGAAUAAUCUUACAGAUUUACAAAAUUCGCAUGAUUCUGUCCAUCGUCAGGUUAUACAAGAAAACACAGACAAUGUAACUGUGAAUGAUUUCAAAGAAAACGCAGAAGCCAUAUUGACUGACAAAAGUGUUUUUAGAAAAAAGCGACCGGCUUUGUCUUCGCCUAUUCCAGUGACAAAAUCUCCAAGGGUGUUCACUCCCAUUGAUGAAGAAUAUAAUAACGACAGAGAAAUAAAAUAGAAUACUGACUUUGUUUUUUUAUAGUAUGAAUUGAUAAUUCUGCCAGCUUGAUUCACCUAUUUUUAUAUUUUCUAAUUUUUAUUUAGGAUAUUUAUUAUCUGCUACUGUAACUAAUCCAUUCUAUUCAUCUUUGUACCUAUCCAUAUAUACUCUGUUUUGAAUUCUAGACAAUAUUACUUCAGUGCAUUUUAUUUUGUAAAGCCUCAUCUCUGAUACAUAUUUUCUUCUAUAUAUUCACAGACUUUUAUCCAUACUGUUAAUUCACUUGAAAUAAAAAAAGGCAUUUUUAU